Molecule: messenger RNA, 1617 nt
Organism: Polyodon spathula (Mississippi paddlefish)
Lineage: Eukaryota; Metazoa; Chordata; Actinopteri; Acipenseriformes; Polyodontidae
Gene: tdh2
Product: L-threonine dehydrogenase 2
Exons: 9
Coding region: 114-1235 (373 amino acids)
Biological process (GO): L-threonine catabolic process
Molecular function (GO): L-threonine 3-dehydrogenase activity
Source: RefSeq, a predicted model, not a curated record
AUGAUAAUCCUUUAAUUCUAAGGGUUAUUUAUAUACCUCUAAAUCCAUUUUAUCGCCCCAUUUCCUCUGAAGUUUACAGGGAGUUAUAGUUACGUGGCUUUUAAAGACUCGACAUGCUGUCUGUGCGGGUCUGCAGCCCGGGCGCAGUCGCAAGCGUGAGGUUCUGUCUUGGAUGCCCCGAUAAGAUCCCGUUGAUGCGAGAAUCAAUGCGGUGCAUGAGCUGGUCCCCUCGCCAGCUGCGGGUGCAAAUAUCGACCCCCCCAGACACCUUCAAGAGCGAGCACCCCAGAGUUCUUAUCACAGGUGGUCUGGGGCAGCUGGGAGUUGAGCUGGCCCGACUUUUAAGGAAACAGUAUGGCAAGAACAAUGUGAUCCUAUCAGACAUUAAGAAACCCUCUGACGAGGUUUAUGACAGUGGCCCCUUCGUUUACGCGGACGUCCUCGACUACAAGAACCUACAGGAGCUGGUGAUCAACAACAGGAUCACGUGGCUGGUGCACUACAGCGCCUUGCUGAGCGCUGUCGGAGAGGCCAAUGUUGCGCUGGCACGCAGAGUCAAUAUUACAGGCCUGCACAAUGUCCUGGAUAUUGCUCUGGAGAACCACCUGCGGCUCUUUGUACCCAGCACCAUCGGAGCAUUCGGCCCCACCUCCCCCCGAGACCCCACCCCAGACCUGUGCAUCCAGAGACCCCGCACCAUCUACGGGGUGUCGAAAGUGCACACUGAGCUCAUAGGCGAGUACUUCCAUCACAAGUACGGCUUGGACUUCCGCUGCCUGCGAUACCCAGGAAUCAUCUCAGCAGACACGGAGCCAGGAGGAGGAACCACAGACUACGCGGUCAAAAUCUUUCACGACGCUGUCAGCAGCAAGACGUUCGACUGCUACCUGCGACCGGACACCCGCCUUCCCAUGAUGCACAUCAGCGACUGUCACCGUGCCACCCUGGAGUUCCUGCAGGCACCGGCGGGGCAGCUUACUCUCAGGACCUAUAACAUCGGAGCCAUGAGCUUCACCCCAGAGGAGGUGGCCGCAGAGAUCCGCAGACACAUCCCCGAGCUGCGGGUCACCUACACCCUCGACGCUGUGCGCCAGAGCAUAGCGGACAGCUGGCCGAUGCGUUUCGACGACAGCAACGCUCGCAGGGACUGGGGCUGGAAGCCGUCUUACAGCCUGCCCGAGCUGGUGAGCGACAUGCUGCGGAGCAUCAGAGCACAGAGAGAGAAGGAGAGCUAGCCACGGCUCCGCACAAUCGCUGGAACGCAGGAGGCCACAUUACAUCAAAAAACAACUGGGGCUUUCCCAGGUGCCUGUUAGUUUUCACAUUCACGGUCUCUUUGGCACGAGAGAACCAGAGGCAAACGCAUCAGGGUUGAAGGGGAUGCAGGUUGACACUAAGUGUCUUACUCUAAGGUAUUUUCUGUCAGUCAAGCAUAUUUUGACAUUUAAAAAACGAACCUAUUUAUUUUCAUUACCUUAUUCAUUACUGUUCUUCUGGAAUAUGUACUGAAUAUUUUAAUAUUUGCAGGAGUAAAGCGAGAAAUGUGUGUUUCGGGUUGUAUCAAUAUCAACUUCAGUCUUGUUUGACAAAUAAAAGAACUACAUCAAAAACUGAAAA